ACCUCGUCGACCGCCUAGGCAACCUCAACAUUGCUCCCAAAGAGCCCAUAAUACUGUCGUCGUCGUCACCCUGGAAUAUGGGUGCCUACUCCAAGGGUAAAGGACAGCGAUAGUUCGUCUACCACCAUGUCAGUGGAAAUCUGGCCACACGUCGCGCCCGAUCAGCUUAAAGUCGCAAUUGAGACCGCCGAGAGGCGCGAACUCGACUGGCUGAUCGAUGAGCUACACGAAACCCUCACCAACCUUAAACAUGGUCUCGAGGACUGCUAUGCGCUGCUGGCGCCGAUAGACCCGGGGAGCACCCUAGUGUUGAGCACGCCGCGGAACGAGGUUGUCAAAGGACAUGUCACACGCGUCGGUACACGGAUAGUCAAGGGGACCAUCCACCUCCGUCUGCGCACCCUCCCCCACCAAACCCUCACCAUCAACCCCGACCACCCGAUCCACCUCACCCCCCUCACAACCCUCCACUCCCUCCUCACCCACUCGAUCGACCUCCUCACCCUGACCCUCUCCUACUCGUACCCUUCGGCAACCCCGACAACCCCGCUCCCAUCCGACCUCCCACCACCACACUUCCUCUCCGCGCAACUCCGGCUCCUCUCCCAGUCCCUCAGCGAAGCCUCUACCGUCCUCAAAGGGGCCCCACCACCAGGCGACCCGCAACACUGGACAACAGGCUCCGUAGCGCCCUCCCACUUCACGCCACCGCUCCCCCAACCCACCACGGCCACCUCAUCCACCUCCCCCGCUAGCCUCAGCUUCCACCUCAGCAUACAAGACAGCUCCCUCGUGCUCUGGCUCCGCUCACUCGAACCAGCCGACGCGCCCCUCAACUUCGGCACGAAACUAGCUCUCGCAAUCGGCACGGCGCGCCGCCUCGAACACGACGAAUCCGAAAAGGUAUUCGGCUACUGCUGCUCCGGCGAGGACCACCACCACAACCACCAGCCGCACAUGUCACCCCCGCUCGCACCCGCGCUCCCCGCAAUCUCACCCGCACCGCUCGCCAAGAUCCCCAGCCGCGAAGCUCCGGCUCCGGCUCCGGCUCCGGCUCCCGUUCCCGCUCCCAUGGGCCAAGCGCUGGUGCCACUUUCGGGCACGCGCGACGGCAGCAGCAGCAGCAGCAAGAAAGCCAACAAGGCGGUGGACGUGUUUGUGCGGGAAAAGGUGCGGGUGGAGAGCGCGGAUCCGAGCUUGAUGUCGCUGUCGGCGAAGCUGAGCGCGCUGGGCCACACGCUGGCGGUGGCGCGGCGGAAUUUGGCGGCGGUGUUGGGGGAGGAGGUGGAGGGGGAGGAUUAGAGAUUUUGGUGUGAGGGAGGCCAGUGCCUAGGCUGGGGAGACAUGGGGGAGGGAUAGGAGGUCGUUUAGGAUUGAGGAGGUCAGGGAUGGGGUGGAACUUGUGCGAGAAGGGUUGUUCAUAUGGGCUGGAGUUGGAUGGGAUGGUUGAUAUGGGUGUGUUUAUGUGCUGCGUUAGGCAUGACCGGGCGUGAGAGCCCGGCGUGAGGGCAACGCGCUGGCAAUCUUUGAAAUACGUCUCUUUCCCAACGG
This is a messenger RNA of Chaetomium fimeti, 1551 nucleotides long. RefSeq names its product RAVE subunit 2/Rogdi. The coding region runs from base 127 to 1302 and encodes 391 amino acids. The record is from RefSeq and is a predicted model, not a curated record. Lineage: Eukaryota; Fungi; Ascomycota; Sordariomycetes; Sordariales; Chaetomiaceae. The transcript has 3 exons. Gene Ontology annotation, cellular component: RAVE complex.